AUGAACAAUAAAAUGAACUAUCCGUCACCUGAAAUGACUCCCGAACAACUUCAAAAACUUUUACCUUAUAAAAAGUCUGAAGAUUCGAAACAUUUUAACCUUCCAGAUAAUUUUGUUCCUGGAUCCAUAGCUUUCGCUAACUUUCCUGUUCGACCCAAUAUGCGUAAACAGACAAAUAAACCAAAUAAAAGACCACAUCACUCUACCUGGACUCAAAGUGAAGCAAAACGGAUCUAUAUAAAAAAGACUAUGAACUUAUAUCAUUGGACACAGCCCGAACUUCCCACAGACUUCGUUCGAAAAAUUAUUUUAGAUAGUUGGGAUAAUAUGACUGUAGAUGAAAAACAAGUGUACGAAAAACAAGCAAACGGAGAAUAUGGACCUUUGAUGGUUCACCCUCACUUAUCACUUAUGUAUCAGUGUGGACAGCUAGGAAAGUUUUCUAAUCAAUCAAAAUAA
Messenger RNA from Melanaphis sacchari, 459 nucleotides. RefSeq lists its product as uncharacterized. The transcript is spliced from 4 exons. Bases 1 to 459 code for a protein of 152 amino acids. The record is from RefSeq and is a predicted model, not a curated record. NCBI's taxonomy places the organism in Eukaryota, Metazoa, Arthropoda, Insecta, Hemiptera, Aphididae.